Molecule: messenger RNA, 1320 nt
Organism: Paramecium tetraurelia
Lineage: Eukaryota; Ciliophora; Oligohymenophorea; Peniculida; Parameciidae
Exons: 4
Biological process (GO): mitotic DNA damage checkpoint signaling; protein phosphorylation
Cellular component (GO): nucleus; cytoplasm
Molecular function (GO): protein serine/threonine kinase activity; ATP binding
Source: RefSeq, a predicted model, not a curated record
AUGUCAACGUAGGCAUUUCUUAAAAGACAAACAGUAUCAUCUUUUGAUCGAGGACGGUCGCAUACAAAUAUCUCAAGUAAGAAAACAUUCUCACUAAAAGAGUCAGUAAACUUUCAAUAAUCAAAGUACAUCCUCGACCUGCUGUUCCAAAAUCUAGUAUUUUGGAAAACUGAACAAAAUAAUCUCGUUGCAUUUGGAAUCAAAUAUAAUAAAACACUUAAAUGGUUUCAUGCUGAGAAAACUGAUUUAGAAGCCUUGUAUAGAGAAUUGCAUACUCGUAUAUUCUUUGGAAAUAUAUCCUCAAUAUAUGAGAGUCAGGAAGUGAUUGGUGCUGGAGCAUCAUGCAAAGUGUAUAAAGUUGUUAACAAGAUUACACGUUAUGAGUUUGCUUCAAAGUGCAUCAGAAAAGAUUAUAUAUUUAACAAAAAGAAUCAAGAAAGAUAUAAUCGGCUGAUCUUGGAAAUAGAAUUAAUGAAGUUAGUCGAUCAUAAUUCAAUAGUGAAAAUGGUUGACCUUUAUGAAGGCGAGAAAUCUUACUACAUAAUUAUGGAAUUACUAAAAGGAGAAACGUUGUACUAAUUUAGCAAAAAAACAUAAUUGAACCUUCUUUAAAUAAAGUUAAUCAUGAGCAAUUGCUUGAAAGGACUAUGCUAUUUGAAUUUUCAUAAUAUCAUUCAUAGAGAUUUGAAAUUAGAAAACUUAGUGCUUUUAGAACCAAAUAAAGUUGAAACAGUUAAAAUUAUAGAUUUUGGAUUAGCAAUUCCAUUGUCAACACCUCAACGUUAGAUAUGUGGAACUCCUGGUUACAUUGCACCAGAAAUGUUCAUUGAUAAAUAUCCAUACACUGCAAAGGUUGAUAUGUUUAGUUUGGGUGUCAUCUUUUAUAGGCUGCUGAGUAGAAAAUCUUUGUUUAGUGGAAAUAACAGUGAUGAAAUACUUGAGAACAACAAGAAGUUUAGGUGCAACAAUCAUCUCAAGGACUGUUCUAAUGAGAUUUCAGAUUUGUUGAAAUAAAUGUUGUAAAAAGAUCCCAACAAAAGGAUUUCUCCAGAGUAAGCUCUUCGACAUCCCUUCUUUGAUGACACUAUUUCAGGAGACUUAGGUGUGGCAGAUGAAAGUCCCCAUGAAAUUGUCAGAGCAUUCCCACUCAUCAAACCUAUGUAGAUCACCAACUCGAAUGAGAACAUCUCAGAUAACAAGAUUCAAGUAAUCAGGGGAAGUCAACCGAGUUUUGAGUAGAGUAUAGGAUCAAAUUACUCUCCUUCGUUUGAUGAUAUUAAUAAAAAAUCAAGGAAUGGGAGCGAUCACAUUAUUGAAUGA